AUGGAUAAACUGAAAGUGGCUAACUGGUCUAGAACUAGUAGACUGAAGCGUACAAUAAAUGUAGGAAAGGUGGCGCAUAAUAAAGCAGGGCAAUGGGAGUUGACGGCUGGGAGGAUGCUGGUGGACUCUAGAUUGUCGGCUAUGGAACUAGUGAGGUCUCGCAGCUACGACCUCAGUGAGCUUGUUAGCCAACUUUUGGGUGUAAGUAGAGAGAACAUUUAUGCGAAUGAGAUUGCAGCGAAAUUUAGUUCAUCUCAGCAACUGCUGAACCUCAUUCAGUGGAGCUGGAUGGACCCUUGGCUCUCUCUAAGAGUCAUAGCCCAGAUCAAUGCGCUCCAGCUUGCUGUACAGAUCACUAACAUUGUUGGAGGGGUUACGUCCCGAACAUUGAUGGGUGGAAGAGCUGAACGAAACGAAUUUUUGCUGCUGCACGCAUUCAACAAGGCUAAUUAUAUAGCGCCGAACAAGUACCAGACAAGUUUUAAGAAAGGGAAUCAGGAAAAGUUUGCGAAAAAUGAAGAUGACGAGGUUACUGAAGAGAAUGAAACUGAAGUUAAGUCUAAGAAUAAAGCACAGUAUUCAGGCGGUUUGGUCUUGGAACCGAAGAAAGGUGAGUUAUACGGUAGUCAACUGAUUUAACU
Molecule: messenger RNA, 641 nt
Organism: Strongylus vulgaris
Lineage: Eukaryota; Metazoa; Nematoda; Chromadorea; Rhabditida; Strongylidae
Source: the annotation of a GenBank genome assembly